Molecule: messenger RNA, 7044 nt
Organism: Macrobrachium nipponense
Lineage: Eukaryota; Metazoa; Arthropoda; Malacostraca; Decapoda; Palaemonidae
Product: zinc finger protein OZF-like
Exons: 3
Coding region: 545-1945 (466 amino acids)
Biological process (GO): regulation of transcription by RNA polymerase II
Molecular function (GO): RNA polymerase II cis-regulatory region sequence-specific DNA binding; DNA-binding transcription factor activity
Source: RefSeq, a predicted model, not a curated record
CAGAUAAGUCAUGACGCACCAAAUGCAAACUUAGGGCCCUCAGAAAUUGAAGUUGAAGAACAUAAUUGUCAGAAAGAAGUGUAUUUCUUGAUCUUAUUUGGAACUUCUAUAACUUGUUUUGUUAUGGAUGAUCUCUGAUAAUCUGCAAAGGAACGUGUUUUCUUUAGCAUCAAGGUUAUUUUCCUCAACAACAUACUCUAGAUUCUCCCUCAGAAGAGCCUUCCUUCCUUCGUCAGUUUUGAUUAGCAUCAGGAUUUUGGGAAUGCAUGUUGUUUAAUGGUAUUACAUGGAACAUUACCAAUAGCAACUCUUAAAAGUGUCUGAGACAACAGUGAAUUAAUGUAUGCGUAUUUAAAGAAUUUAAACAAGUAAAAACUGUUUUUAAUAUUAGAUUCAUACAUCAGCAGUGAAAUCUGGUUGUAGUCCUUCAAGAUAUUGUAUUUAAUUCAUAACAGAUUUAUUUGGUAAUUGUAAACAAAAUUGUGUUUAGAGUUGUGAAUUGAAUGCAUUUUCAUUACAGAACAGGACGGGAUAAAAGGCUAAAAUGAAUCCAGAACGUUCUUUAGAAUUUCCUUUGAAAAGGGAAAAUGAAGGUGCAUUAUCACUACCUUCCAUAAAUCAAGAAACCAGCAACUUGGCUGCCUUUAGUGAAACCAGUGAUGGUGACUUUUGGUCUUUGGAUCCAUUGAUGGACAUCAAAAUAGAGCCAGAGGAAUUCUGUGAGUCUAAUGUAGAUGAAUAUUCAUAUGAAAUUACUUCAAUAGUGAAUGAAAAACAUCCACAAACUUGCAAAGAGGAAGUAAAACAAGAAAGAAGGAUUAGUGACAAUGGAGAGGAGCCUUUCAGAUCCACUGACUGUGAAAAAGCAUUUUACAAGAAAAUUAAUCUUAGAAGUGAUAUCACAAAUCCUACCAGAGAGAAAGCAUUCAUAUGCAGUGACUGUGGGAAUACAUUUUCAUUGAAACGUAAUCUUAUAGUUCAUAUGAGAAUCCACAAUGUAGAGAAGCCAUUCAUCUGCAAGGAAUGUGGGAAAGCAUUUUCCCAGAAAUCAGCUCUUACACUUCAUAUGAAAUUGUAUACUGGAGAGAGGCCAUUUGUGUGCAAGGAAUGUGGGAAAGCAUUUUCCCAGAGAACAAGUUUUACAUAUCAUAUGAAAAUCCAUACUGGAGAGAGGCCAUUUGUGUGCAAAGAAUGUGGGAAAGCAUUUUCCCACAAAAGAAAUCUUACAGUGCAUAUGAGAUUGCAUACUGGAGAGAAACCAUUUGUGUGCAAAGAAUGUGGGAAAGCAUUUUCCCAGAAAACAAAUCUUACACAUCAUAUGAGAUUGCAUACUGGAGAGAGGCCAUUUGUGUGCAAAGAAUGUGGGAAAGCAUUUUCCCAGAAAACAAAUCUUACAGGUCAUAUGAGAUUGCAUACUGGAGAGAGGCCAUUUGUGUGCAAGGAAUGUGGGAAAGCAUUUUCCCACAAAAGAAAUCUUAUAGAUCAUAUGAGAUUGCAUACUGGAGAGAGGCCAUUUGUGUGCAAGGAAUGUGGGAAAGCAUUUUCCCACAAAACAAAUCUUACACUUCAUAUGAGAUUGCAUACUGGAGAGAGGCCAUUUGUGUGCAAAGAAUGUGGGAAAGCAUUUUCCCACAAAACAAAUCUUACAGAUCAUAUGAGAUUGCAUACUGGAGAGAGGCCAUUUGUGUGCAAAGAAUGUGGGAAAGCAUUUUCCCACAAAACAAGUCUUACAGAUCAUAUGAGAUUGCAUACUGGAGAGAGGCCAUUUGUGUGCAAGGAAUGUGGGAAAGCAUUUUCCCAGAGAACAAGUCUUACAUAUCAUAUGAAAAUCCAUACUGGAGAGAAACCAUUUGUGUGCAAAGAAUGUGGGAAAGCAUUUUCCCAGAAAUCACAUCUUACACAUCAUAUGAGGUUGCAUACUGGAGAGGAAAAAGAAACAACUUGAUAAAUUAAAUCGGUUAAGGCAGAGAUCUCUCAAAUGACCAACCAUAUGAGAGAUCCAAAUCACUCACAAAAUCUGCCCAAGAAAAUAAGGAAAAUGAAGAAAUACAGAACAGGGGAUGAAUAAAUGAGUGAAAAACUGGCAGAACACCAAGCCAAUAUAAAGGCCCUAGCUUCACAAAUAGGAAACAUAUAACAGAAGAUAAAAGCAAAACAGAUAAAUAGGCAGUUUGGUGAAAAUCCAAAGGCUGUGUAUAGAAACAUUACGAAAGAAAGUGUGGAAGUACGAACACCACCGAGCAAGGAAGACCUAGAGAGAUUUUGGAAGCCACUGUUUGAAGACCCUAGACAACACCAAGAGAAUUCAUGGAUUGACACCAUUAGGCAGAACAGCCAGAAACAGCAAAUGCCAUCAAUAAGGUUCACCAUCGAAAAAGUAACAGAAAAUAAAAGAAUAUAAUAAUUUCAAGAUAACAGUAAUAGCAAGAUCCCAAAUUUCUGGCUAGAAAAGAUUACAGCACUACAUCACACUCAUGCACAAGCCCUUCUCAAGAGUGGCUCACAACAACAAAAACCCAUCUGCUGCCUACAAAUGGCUCACAGGAGUCAUAGCAGAUGAGAUCUGUGAACACCUAGAUCAAGGCAAAUAAUAUGGAAAAAGAACGAAAGAGAUGCACAAGAAACAAACUAGGCACUAAAGAUCAACUGCUAAUAAACAAAACAAUAUUAGAAGAUUGUAAGAAAAGGCAAAGGAAUCUUAACCCUCUUACGCCGACUGGAUGUAUUUUACGUCGACAUUUUUUGUGUCCCGUGCGCCGACUGGACGUAUUUUACGUCGACUUACAAAAGAUUUUUUUAAAUUUCGCGGAAAAAUACUUAUAGGCCUACCAGCCUAAAACUUUUGAAUCACGCACCUUGGGGGAUGCUGGGAGUUCACGGAUCAAGGUGUUGUUUUAUUUACAAUCGUUACGCAGGCGCGCAAGCGCGAAUUUCUUUCUUGCCGCACUAAAAAGUAUCUGUGACACAUCUCGGAAAUUAUUUCGUCACUUUGACAUAAUUGUUGUACCAUUGUAAAUUAGCCGUUACAUGAAGUAUUAUAUAUGAAAAUGUGUGCAUUUUUAUGCAGAAUACAACAAUAAAAUACUCAUGAUUGUAGCUUUUAUCAGUUUUGAGAUAUUUUCAUAUAAAUAACGAUAAUUGCCAAAAUUUCAACCUUCGGUCAACUUUGACUCUACCGAAAUGGUCGAAAAACGCAAUCGUAAGCUAAAACUCUUAUAUUUUAGUAAUAUUCAAGCAUUUACCUUCAUUUUGCAACAAAUUGGAAGUCUCUAGCACAAUAUUUCGAUUUAUGGUGAAUUUAUGAAAAAAACAUUUUCCUUACGUCCGCGCGGUAACUCUUCCGAAAAAAUUAUACAUGCGAUUGUGGUAAUGUUUGCACCAUUUUAAAAUUAGCCGUUAUAUAAAGUUUUAUAUAUGGAAAUGUGCGCAAUUUCAUGCACAAUACAACUAAAAACAACCCAUGGUUGUAGCUUUAUAUCAGUUUUGAGAUAUUUUCAUAUAAAUAACGAUAAUUGCCAAAAUUUCAACCUUCGGUCAACUUUGACUCUUCCGAAAUGGUCGAAAAACGCAAUUGUAAACUAAAACGCUUAUAUUCUAGUAAUAUUCAAUCAUUUACCUUCAUUUUGCAACAAAUUGGAAGUCUCUAGCACAAUAUUUCGAUUUAUGGUGAGUUUAUGAAAAAAAUAACAUUUUCUUUACGUCCGCGCGGUAACUCUUCGCAAAAAAAUCAUACGUGCGAUUGUGGUAAUGUUUGCACCAUUUUAAAUUAGCCGUUACAUAAAGUUUUAAUUACAAAAAUGUGCUCAAUUUCAUGUAGAAUACAACAAAAAAUAAUUGAAGGUUGUAGCUUUUCUCAUUUUCGAAAUAUUUGCAUAUAAAUCACGAUAAAUAGAAAAAAAACCACGUUCGGUCAACUUUGACUCUACCGAAAUGGUCGAAAAACGCAAUUGUAAGCUAAAACUCUUACAGUCUAGUAAUAUUCAGUCAUUUAUCCUCAUCUUGAAACAAAUUCGAAGUCUCUAGCAAAAUAUUUAGAUUUAUGGUGAAUUUAAAAAAAAAUCUUUCCUUCCCUCCGCGCGUGGAUUCUCCGCCACAAAUCUCCGAAAUGCGUAGGUCCCAUUCUCGGAAUAUUUGCUCCGUUUCAUAUUAGGCAUUUCAUAGAGUUUUAUAUAUGAAAAUGUGCGCAAUUUCAUGUAGAAUAAAACGAAAAAUAUUUGAAGGUUGUAGCUUUUCUUAUUUCCGAAAUAAUUGCAUAUAAAUAAUAUAUAUAUAAAAAAAUUUGACAUUUGGUCAACUUUAACUCGUCAGAUAUGGUCGAAAACUGCAAUUGUAAGCUAAUACUCUUACAGUAUAGUAAUAUUCAAUCAUUUGUCUUCAUUUUGAAAGAAAUUGGAAGUCUAGGACAAUAUUUAGAUUUAUGGUGAAUUUUUGAAAAAAAUAUUUGUUUACGUCUGCGCGUUACGAAUUCAUGCAUUAUUUUGUGAUAAUAUUUUCUCUGUGUUGCUUUUAUCGUUUUACAAUGUGUUAUAUACCAAAAUGAUCGCAAUUUAGUGUACAUUACAACGAAAAAAAGUAACUUGUUACCUUUAACCGUUUUGCGCACAGCGCGAUUUGAAUACAAUUAUAUAUGAAAUUUUGUUUUUUUGCUAUCAUAUAUCGCAUUAUUUAUAUAUGAUAAUGAUAAUUUUUUUCAUUUAUGAUGGUUGCAUACUAAACUUCAGCCAAUGACAAAAACAGGAGCCAAAAAUGAACUCUUAUUCUUGAAAACUAAGCGCGCUGUGAUUUUUUGAAAAAAAUAAAAUUUUCCGCUUCCGCCCUCACUCUGAAAUACCUCCGGCACACGGGAGACAUUUUUUUUUUACCGCUUCGGCGUAAGAGGGUUAAUAAGGCUUGGAUAGAUUACAAGAAGGCAUUUGACAGCGUACUGCACACCUGGGUACUCAAAUGUUUGGAACAAUAUAACAUCAGUGAGGAAAUAAGAUCUUUCCUGGCAGCACAGAUGAAUAAGUGGAAGACCAUUCUCUGUCUAAAACAUUCUGAGGGCCAGAUAGUAAUUCCAGACAUAAAGAUCCAAAGAGGAAUAUUCAAGGGUGACAGCCUCUCACCACUUCUAUUCUGCUUGGCCAUAGAUCUGCUCAGUAAAAUCUUGAACAACAUUAACACUGGCUAUGACCUAAGCAAAAGCAGAAAAGAGAAUAAAAGAGUGAACCAUCUGCUCUUCGUGGAUGACCUGAAGUUGUUUUCAGACUCAGAAAAAAAAUUAGAAGAACAAGUUAAGACAGUCCACCAAUUCUCAGAUGACAUAUGCAUGGGAUUUUGGGUUGGACAAAUGUGCCAAGAGUACAUUAAAGAGGAGGAAGAAAGUAACAUUAGAAGGUAUAAAGGUAAAGGAAGGCAUAUUUGUUGAAGACCAGGCAGAGGAGUCUGCAUAUAAGUACUUGGGAACAGAAGAAAACACUGGUAUAGAACACAAGAAAGUGAGAGAAAAGAUAAAGAAAGAUACAUCAGCCACUUAAAGAAUUAACACCAAAGAACAAGAUCACUGCCAUAUACCAGCUGGUGAUACCAGUGGUGACAUAUGCUUUUGGCACUGUAGACUGGCCACAAGGUGAGUGAGACCGGAUGAAUAUUAAAACCAGGAAGACACCAGUGUGUGGACAGAAUAUACCUCCCUCGCAGAGCAGGUGGAUUAGGCCUGACUGAGAUCAACCAGGCCUACAGAGCAGCAAUAGUAACUAUAGGGCAGUACUUUAAAAGCUCUGAGGACCAAAACAUCGAAAAGGUUGCCCAACACCAUAAUGGAGCCCUGAGCCAACUAACAUCAGUAACAAAACAGGCUAAGAACUUCGCAGAUCUGCUAGAAGAUAAAGGAAGACCAGGCAGAAAUACAGUCACAGAGAGGAGAGACUUCGAAUGGAAAGGUGGAAAGACCAUGGAAGAGCAGGAAGAUUUCAAGAACUGGUAAAAAGUGUCAUAGACAACAAAGCAUCUCUCAGUUGGAUAAGAAAUGGAGUUCUAGGUUAUGAUGGAGAAAAACUGAUAAUAGGAGCUCAAGAUCAAGGCUUCCUAACAAACGGCUUCAAGAAAAUGGGGGGCAUAUCAGCAAAUGAUCCAUGUAGGUUUUUUCAUGCAGCGAUUGAGAGUGUUUGUCAUCUAAUAUCAGCCUGGUAGACUCUGCUUGCCCACCACAACAAAAUAUGUAAAGUGUACAGAAUUGAAGUGAAAGGAAAAGUGUAGGAGCAUGAACCAGAUCCAUUCAACUCCAAUAGGGCUGUUACCAUCUUUUAUGACAAGGAAAUUCCAACAGGAAGAUAUAUAGAAGGAGGUGCUAUGAGACCUGAUUUUGUGAUCUGGAACAAGGAGGAAUAAACAGCAAAGAUUAUAGAUGUGACAGUACCCAGUGACUGGAGGAGGGUCUCACUUAAAAUGCAGAUGAAGGCUCUUCAUUUGCAGAGUCUUUAUUAGAAGUCAAGGCAGAGCCAAAGUAUUUUGGAUAGAGUGAAUUUGUUGCAAAAUGGUUGUGUAACAUUUAUGCAUAGGUAAAAUAAAUGACUUUUAGUUUUUUCUUACAAUUGUUUUCAAUGAACACUGUAGAGUGCUAGGUUAAGAAAUUUUCCUUUGCCUUCUCCACUUUUCUCGUUCCUGUGUAUUUUUUGCAUGAUUUCCAAACAAAGAAUUAGUAUUGUCUUUGGCUGACAUGAAGUUUUCUUCCUUUUGUUAUUCAGCAUUGUGCAUAUAUGCACUUGUAUAUGUAGUUGUAAGCUUGAAUAUUUCCAUGAAAUGUUAUUCUUAGUGGAAAUAGAAAGGAUUGAUAUCUUCAUUAGACUUCAAUGAAAUUCAGGUGCAGUUUUAUUUGAUUAUUUUUUAUAUGUUCUUGGUUUUAAUCUUCUACAAAGAAUGUGCUACAGCAUUUGUAAGUAAAUCCUAAUGCCUUGUAUUACCUCACUAAAUACUACAGUGGACUGUGUAGUAUUUUGUUUUAGGUUAACCUGUCUGAGGUGUUAUGUAAAUGACUAAAGUAUUGUGUUAUUCUGAUUAGAUUAA